AUGAUUGGUAUAGACGUUGGGGGCAAAGUUUUCAAGACGCUUCUUGGAAAUUUGGCCAAAGCCGAGAGGACCAGCACCCUUUACAUGGUAAAAGAUCGAUUUUACAAAUAAAGAAAAAAAGUUGCAGCUCUACACGCAGAUCAUCACCGGGACGAUCCGUCCUGACGAGCAUUUCAACUAUUUUCUCGACCGAGAUCCCAAAUGCUUCCGUUACAUUCUCAACUAUCUGCGGGAUGGCCGUCUGAUCCUACCCAAUGAUGGUCAUACGGCCGCUCAGCUUUUCGCCGAAGCCGAGGUUUUUUUUUCGCCAAGACCAUCUUGUAGAGCUUUUCAUUGCGAAUCGAACGGUGUAUUUGAAAUCCAACAAAAGUUCCUAGUUUUUGAGAAAAACUACUCCAAAGUUCAAAGUCCGCGCCAAAAGUGCAUCUUGCAGUAAAGUUGCUCCACGGCUAAAAUGAAUCCUUGUUUUUCCUUGUAUUAUAGUUCACGGCGUUUUUGUUAGGGAAACCAAAAUUUUUUUGGAAAAUUACUUUGAACAUGGUGUGUGCUAAAGCGCCGCAGUGCUUGCACACUACACACUAUACUUUACGGGAAAAAAAUAGGAGCAAAAAACGCCGUGAGUUUAAUACAACAUCAAGAAAACCUCCGAUAAAAUGGGAAAAAUUGAAAAUGUUGAUGAAAAUUAGGUUACGGUAAGCAACUUUGUGUACACCGACCCUAUGGCGCGAAUUGAGUUUUUCAAAAAAAAAAUACGGGGUUUCCGGGAUUCGCAAGUAUCCCGAUUGCGAUGGAAAGCUUUAAAUCUCAAACAAAAAACGUACUCUUUUAUUUUCAGUCUCUCGGGCUAACCGGACUGGCAGGACGCCUCAGCAAUUACGUCAAGAGAAACCCGGGAAUCGUGAAAAUUCCCUUGUGA
Molecule: messenger RNA, 916 nt
Organism: Caenorhabditis auriculariae
Lineage: Eukaryota; Metazoa; Nematoda; Chromadorea; Rhabditida; Rhabditidae
Source: the annotation of a GenBank genome assembly